Molecule: messenger RNA, 7708 nt
Organism: Malaclemys terrapin pileata
Lineage: Eukaryota; Metazoa; Chordata; Testudines; Emydidae
Gene: PLXNA4
Product: plexin A4
Exons: 32
Coding region: 156-5834 (1892 amino acids)
Biological process (GO): regulation of cell shape; regulation of cell migration; regulation of GTPase activity
Cellular component (GO): semaphorin receptor complex
Molecular function (GO): protein binding; semaphorin receptor activity
Source: RefSeq, a predicted model, not a curated record
AUCUGCAGUGUCAAUGCGGCGCCUGCACUGAAGACCGGGGGAGGGAGGGAGAAGGAAAAAAAACCAGCUUUCCCAGGACAAAAUCCGUGAAGGGACUUUGAAAACACUUGCCACUCCGCAUCCUCACUCCCUUGGGAAUACAAAACUUUCUAACCAUGUCGGCGGCCAUGUGGAAAUGGACUUGCCUGAUUGCCCACCUGCUCCUAUCUACUAUGAUGUCAUCCCUCGCUAGGCAACAGCCACCUCAUCCAAAGAGGCCCUUUGCCACUUUCCCUGGAGAGCAGGCAGAGGGGACUUUUAACCACUUGGUGGUUGAUGAAAAAACUGGGCACAUUUACUUGGGGGCCGUCAACAGGAUCUACAAACUCUCCAAUGACCUAAAAGUUCUGGUGACCCACCAGACUGGUCCAGAUGAGGAUAACCCAAAGUGCUAUCCUCCCAGGAUAGUCCAGACUUGCAAUGAACCCUUGACUCUCACUAACAAUAUCAACAAGAUGCUCCUGAUAGACUACAAGGAGAACCGGUUGAUCGCCUGUGGGAGCCUUUACCAGGGGAUCUGCAAGCUGUUGAGGCUGGAUGACCUCUUCAAGCUGGGAGAGCCCUUCCAUAAGAAGGAGCAUUACCUCUCUGGGGUAAAUGAGAGUGGCUCUGUUUUUGGAGUCAUUGUUUCUUACAGCAACAUGGAUGACAAGCUGUUCAUUGCCACAGCCGUGGACGGCAAGCCGGAGUAUUUCCCCACCAUCUCCAGCAGGAAGCUCACCAAGAACUCCGAGGCAGACGGGAUGUUCGCUUACGUCUUUCACGACGAGUUCGUGGCCUCUAUGAUCAAGAUCCCCUCAGACACGUUCACCAUCAUCCCCGACUUUGACAUCUACUACAUUUACGGCUUCAGCAGCGGCAACUUCGUCUACUUUCUGACCCUGCAGCCCGAGAUGAUCUCCCCGCCUGGCUCCACCACCAAGGAGCAGGUCUACACUUCCAAGCUGGUCCGGCUCUGCAAGGAGGACACAGCCUUCAACUCCUACGUCGAGGUGCCCAUUGGCUGCGAGAAGAAUGGGGUGGAGUACCGGCUCCUCCAAGCAGCCUAUUUAUCCAAGGCAGGUGCCAUCUUGGCCAGGUCCUUGGGUGCCAGUCCCGACGACGAUAUCCUCUUCACAGUCUUCUCCAAGGGGCAAAAGAGGAAAAUGAAGUCCUUGGAUGAGUCUGCUCUGUGCAUCUUCAUCCUGAAAAAGAUCAACGACCGCAUCAAAGAAAGGCUUCAGUCCUGCUACAGGGGAGAGGGGACCUUAGAUCUGGCCUGGCUCAAAGUCAAGGACAUUCCCUGUAGCAGCGCGCUGUUAACAAUUGAUGACAAUUUCUGCGGCCUGGAUAUGAAUGCCCCUCUGGGAGUAUCGGAGAUGGUGCGAGGUCUCCCCAUCUUCACCGAAGACGGGGACAGGAUGACAUCCGUGAUCGCCUACGUCUACAAGAACCACUCACUGGCGUUCGUGGGCACCAAAAGUGGCAAGAUGAAAAAGAUCCGCGUAGAUGGCCCCACCAAUAGCGCCCUGGAGUACGAGAUCGUGCAGGUGGUGGACACCGGCCCCAUAUUACGGGAUAUGGCCUUUUCAAUGGAUCAUGAGCACCUGUACAUCAUGUCUGAGAAGCAGCUGACCAGAGUGCCUGUGGAGUCGUGCGGGCAGUACAAGACCUGCAGCACGUGCCUGGGCUCCGGGGACCCCCACUGUGGCUGGUGUGUGCUUCACAACAUGUGCACCCGGAAGGAACGGUGCGAGCGCUCCAGCGAGCCUCGGAGAUUCGCCUCGGAGAUGAAGCAGUGUGUCCGGCUCACCGUGCAUCCCAACAACAUCUCCGUCUCCCAGUACAACGUGCUGCUGGUCUUGGAGACCUACAACGUCCCUGAGUUGUCAGCAGGGGUCAACUGCACCUUCGAGGACCUUUCCGAGAUGGACGGCUUGGUGGUGGGGAACCAGAUCCAGUGCAUCUCCCCGGCUGCCAAGGAGGUGCCCCAGAUCGUCAUGGAGAAUGGAGACCAUCACAUUGUCCAGCUCCAGCUGAAGUCCAAGGAGACAGGCAUGACCUUCGCCAGCACCAGCUUUGUCUUCUACAACUGCAGCGUCCACAACUCGUGUCUGUCCUGUGUGGAGAGCCCCUAUCGGUGUCACUGGUGCAAAUAUCGCCACGUCUGCACCCACGACCCCCGUUCCUGCUCCUUCCAGGAAGGGCGAGUCAAGCUGCCAGAGGACUGUCCUCAGUUGCUCCAGGCAGACAAGAUCCUGGUGCCGGUGGAAGUGAUCAAGCCAAUCACCCUGAAAGCCAAGAACCUGCCACAGCCGCAGUCGGGGCAGCGGGGCUAUGAGUGUAUCCUGACUAUCCAGGGCAACGAGCAGCGGGUCCCCGCCCUGAGGUUUAACAGCUCCAGCGUGCAGUGCCAGAACACCUCGUAUUCAUAUGAAGGGAUGGAGAUUAACAGCCUGCCGGUGGAGCUGACAGUCGUGUGGAAUGGGAAUUUCAACAUUGACAACCCAGCGCAGAACAAAGUGCACCUGUACAAGUGUGGGGCCAUGCGGGACAGCUGCGGCCUGUGCCUGAAGGCCGACCCAGACUUCGAGUGCGGCUGGUGCGAGGGACAGAACCAGUGCACGCUGAAGCACCACUGCCCCAUCCAGGAGAACCAGUGGCUGGAACUGUCCGGGACCAAGGGCAAAUGCACCAAUCCCCGGAUCACCGACAUCAUCCCGGUGACGGGCCCUCGGGAAGGAGGAACCAAAGUGACAAUCCGGGGAGAGAAUCUGGGCCUGGAGUUCCGGGACAUUGCAUCUCACGUCAAAGUAGCUGGAGUGGAGUGCAAACCACUGGUGGAAGGAUACAUCCCGGCAGAGCAGAUAGUGUGCGAGAUGGGAGAGGCCAAACCCAGCCAGCACGCCGGAUUCGUGGAGAUCUGCGUGGCCGAGUGUAAGCCCGAGUUCAUGGCCAGGUCCUCCCAGCUGUACUACUUUAUGACUCUGACUCUCUCUGACCUGAAGCCAAAGCGGGGUCCAGUGUCGGGGGGCACACAGGUGACCAUUACAGGCACCAACCUGAAUGCUGGCAGCAACGUUGUGGUGACAUUUGGCCGGCAGCCCUGUCUCUUUUACAGGAGGUCCACGAAGCACAUUGUCUGUAACACCACAGCCUCGGACGAUGGCUUUGAUAAGGUGAAGGUGUCCGUGAGGGUGGACAAGGCCAAGAUACAUCAGGAGUUGCAGUUUGAGUACAUGGAGGACCCCACCAUCCUGAGGAUUGAGCCGGAGUGGAGCAUCAUCAGUGGAAACACCCCCAUAGCCGUGUGGGGAACUCACCUGGACCUUAUCCAGAACCCUCAGAUCCGGGCCAAGCAUGGUGGGAAAGAACACGUCAAUAUCUGCGAGGUACAGAACGCCACAGAGAUGACCUGCCAGGCUCCAGCACUGCCCGUGGACCCAAAUCACCAGUCCGAGCUAACCGAGCGCCCAGAAGAGUUUGGUUUCAUCCUGGAUAAUGUUCAGUCCCUGCUGAUCCUCAACAAAACCAACUUCACCUACUACCCAAACCCAGUCUUUGAGGCUUUCAACCCCUCGGGGAUCCUGGAGCUGAAGCCAGGAACUCCCAUCAUACUAAAGGGGAAGAACCUAAUCCCGCCGGUGACUGGAGGGAACGCCAAGCUGAAUUACACCGUGCUGAUAGGCGAGAAGCCAUGUGUGGUGACCGUGUCGGACGUGCAGCUGCUGUGCGAGUCCCCGAACCUCAUUGGACGGCACAAAGUGAUGGCUCGAGUGGGAGGAUUGGAGUUCUCCCCAGGGAUGGUCUACAUCUCUCCCGACAGCCCGCUGAGCCUGCCGGCCAUCGUCAGCAUCGCCGUGGCUGGCGGCCUGCUCAUCAUCUUCAUCGUGGCCGUGCUGAUUGCGUACAAGCGCAAGUCCCGCGAGAGCGACCUGACCCUCAAGCGGCUGCAGAUGCAGAUGGACAACCUGGAGUCCAGGGUGGCACUGGAGUGCAAGGAAGCUUUUGCAGAGCUUCAGACAGACAUUCACGAGCUGACGAGCGACUUGGAUGGCGCUGGCAUCCCCUUCCUUGAUUACCGCACCUACACCAUGAGGGUGCUUUUCCCUGGCAUUGAAGACCACCCUGUCCUGCGGGAUCUGGAGGUCCCUGGCUAUCGGCAGGAGCGGGUAGAGAAGGGCUUGAAGCUCUUCGCCCAACUCAUCAACAACAAGGUGUUCCUGCUGUCCUUCAUCCGCACUCUGGAGUCCCAGCGCAGCUUCUCCAUGCGGGACCGUGGCAACGUGGCCUCGCUCAUCAUGACCGUGCUGCAGAGCAAGCUGGAGUAUGCCACCGAUGUCCUCAAGCAGCUCCUGGCCGAUCUCAUUGACAAGAACUUGGAGAGCAAAAACCACCCCAAGCUGCUGCUGAGGAGGACGGAGUCUGUGGCAGAGAAGAUGCUCACUAAUUGGUUCACCUUCCUGCUGUACAAGUUCCUCAAGGAAUGCGCUGGCGAGCCGCUGUUCUCCCUCUUCUGCGCCAUCAAACAGCAGAUGGAAAAGGGCCCCAUUGACUCCAUCACCGGGGAAGCCCGCUAUUCGCUGAGCGAGGACAAGCUCAUCCGGCAGCAGAUUGACUACAAGACACUGGUCCUGAGCUGCGUGAACCCCGACAACGUGAACAGCCCAGAGAUUCCCGUGAAGAUCCUCAACUGCGACACCAUCACGCAGGUCAAGGAGAAGAUUCUUGACGCCAUCUUCAAGAAUGUGCCGUGCUCCCACAGGCCCAAAGCUGCUGACAUGGACCUGGAGUGGCGGCAGGUGAGUGGGGCCCGGAUGAUCCUGCAGGACGAAGACAUCACCACCAAGAUAGAGAACGACUGGAAGAGACUCAAUACCUUGGCACACUACCAGGUGCCAGAUGGAUCGGUGGUAGCAUUAGUCUCCAAGCAGGUCACUGCCUACAAUGCUGUCAACAACUCCACUGUCUCCAGGACCUCAGCUAGCAAGUAUGAAAACAUGAUCCGUUACACGGGCAGCCCAGACAGCCUGCGCUCCCGCACACCCAUGAUCACACCUGACCUGGAGAGUGGAGUCAAGAUGUGGCAUCUAGUCAAGAAUCAUGAGCACGGAGACCAAAAAGAGGGUGACCGGGGCAGCAAGAUGGUGUCCGAGAUCUACCUGACCAGGCUGCUAGCCACCAAGGGCACUUUGCAGAAGUUUGUCGACGACCUCUUUGAGACGAUCUUCAGCACGGCGCACCGCGGCAGCGCUCUGCCCCUGGCCAUCAAGUACAUGUUUGAUUUCCUGGACGAGCAGGCAGACAAGCACAACAUCCACGACCCCCACGUGCGGCACACCUGGAAGAGCAACUGUUUGCCACUACGGUUCUGGGUCAACAUGAUCAAAAACCCCCAGUUCGUAUUCGACAUCCACAAGAACAGCAUCACAGAUGCCUGCCUCUCGGUGGUGGCUCAGACCUUCAUGGACUCCUGUUCAACCUCGGAGCACCGUCUGGGCAAAGACUCCCCUUCCAACAAGCUUCUGUAUGCCAAGGACAUCCCCAGCUACAAGAAUUGGGUGGAAAGGUACUACUCGGACAUCGGCAAAAUGCCAGCGAUCAGCGACCAGGACAUGAACGCCUACCUGGCGGAGCAGUCUCGCAUGCACAUGAACGAGUUUAACACCAUGAGCGCGCUCUCCGAGAUCUAUUCCUACGUGGGCAAGUACAGCGAGGAGAUUCUCGGAGCCCUUGAUCAAGACGACCAGGCCGGGAAACAGAAACUCGCCUACAAACUUGAACAAGUCAUAACCCUCAUGAGCAUAGACAGCUGAGAACUGGCCUGCCAGGGGAGCCCUGGGAGGGAAAAACCAAGCCGUGCCUCAGUCAAGAUCACCAUCUUUACCAAGUGCAAGUGUAAGCAGAGUCACCUGAUCAGCGCUCUCUCUCUCUUCCUCUCUCGCCUCUCUCCAAACCUAUAGACCAGGCCCCAGGAUUCCCAGAAAGUGGUGGUGGAGGAAUCUCAGCUUUGGGGGACAUCGAGACAUUCAGUUGGAGCUCUCUUGUUCACCGCUUCCCCUUCCUCCCUCGCCCUAGAAAGACCAUAUCAGCUGUAUCCAGAUGAGAAACUGGACGGUGGCCCUCUGCCAUGCUGCUUUAAUUGCCCUCCUGGGCCCAUAGCCCCGGAGCGGCCGUGGAAACAAACUCAGUAUUAUUAGAGUCUUGCCAAGGGGAAGCUACUCCGCUUGUUUGGCCUGCCUCCAGGGGUCCCAACGGGGGCAGGAGUGAACCUGGAUCCUUCUCCAGCAGAGCCGUUACAGCGCCUUUGAUCAACCUCAAUCCCACAGGCGGGAAUUCAAGGCAGUUCCGGGAAGCCCCAGGGACCUGGUUAAAAUUGGAGCAGGACUGUCGUGGAACUGGGGACACUAACUAUCUGGGUGAACAGCAAUGUGAGCCGUUCUCCAGGGAUGGGGGGAAGGUGGGGCCUCACCUUGCCCACCGCCCCGUUUUUCGUACGUUUAUUAUUAUUUUUAAAACAGAUCUGUGUCCCUCCCAGUCUUUCCCGGUGUGUCCUGUCGACCGUAUAACUGCAACAAAAUGCUCUCUGCCUAGUUGUACCCUAUUGGUGGUAAUCGUGUCCUCCUGGCGGUGUAUAGCACCCUGUUUCCAACCAUGUCCCAGAGAAGACAAGCCACAAGGAGCCACACAUCAUUCUGGCCUUGAAAAUCAUGACGGCCCAGGAAAUGGAUAAGUUCUACCACAGGAUUUUUGUUUGUUUCUCUUUCUGAGCUGGAACAAGAUGGUUUUUGUUGAAUGAUGUGGGGUGUUUGCUGCAAAACGUGAGGGUAGGUCUGUGGGACAAUAGUCAAUAACUUCCUCUCAGGCUGCUCCUAGGAGGAAGUGACCUCGCUGCUGGGGGGUAAGUGACCUCACACCUAUUGGGCUUUUUUCUUAAAAACAGUGCAAAGUUUUCUUCUUUAAUAUUCCAAACUAAGUGACUGUUUUUCGGCAACACCGAGCCACCUUUCUCCCCCUUGCUCUCCUUUCCUGUCCCCAGACAUUCCUCAUUUCCCACUCCCAUCUCCCUCCCCAACAAUUGACUCGUUUUCAAAGCACAGCUGGUGCCUGCAAACUAUAUCCCUGCUCCUCCCGUCCCCGGUGCCAGCACUCAUUUGCCUCCCCUCCCUCCCGAGGUCACGGUCGUCUCGGAAUGGGCAUGGAUGUGAGAUGAUGCUUGUCCACUCCACUCCCCCAGAACAGCUGCAUCUCCGAGGUCCAAGCCAUCUUGUAACGAACCCCAGUCCUCUCCUCGUUUUGUAUGAUCACAAACUGCUCACUUUGAUACCAUCUCAGCUCAGCGUGGCGGAGACACCGGCUCCAGAGCACAAACCAGAAAACCUCAAAUUUGGCACAAUACUGAGCGAGGAUGGAAGGAGGCGAUGGGUUUGCACCCAUCCCUCAAGGAAAACAAGAAUGCUUGCUAAGAACAUGCACAGGAGUGGACUGGAGCCACCUGCAGCCAGCUGCUUCCAUCCACAGAGAAUGGGCUUUGGAGGAUGCAGGGAAGAGGACAUCUGUUGAGUGUGAUGGGGAGGUGAGGGUCAGAUCCGGUCUGGUUCAUAUAUCUUGCUAUCAAAGCAAAAGCACUGUGUGACAGGGUAUUGCCCGUGGAUUGAAGGGUGGGCAGGGUGGGGAAAAGAAUUAGUUA